GUCCAGGAUGGGGACCAUGUUUGUCUGGGCCUUGGGCCUUUUGAUUCUUCAGAGACUGUUCUUUGUGGCCGGGGAACAGGGCACACGGGACAUCACCGGCGCUGCUGACAAGGGGCUCCACAUGCAGAAAGUGGGGUCUGGGUCGGUGCGGGCCGCUCUGGCGGAGCUGGUGGCCCUGCCCUGUCUCUUCACCCUGCAGCCCCGGCCAGGUGCAGCCCGAUAUGUACCUCGGAUCAAGUGGACCAAGGUGCGGACUGCGUCAGGCCAGCGACAGGACCUGCCCAUCCUGGUGGCCAAAGACAAUGUGGUGCGGGUAGCCAAGGGUUGGCAGGGACGAGUGUCAUUGCCCACCUACCCCCGGCACCGAGCCAACGCCACACUACUGCUGGGGCCACUGAGGGCCAGCGACUCCGGGCUCUACCGCUGCCAGGUGGUGAGGGGCAUCGAAGAUGAGCAGGACCUGGUUCCCCUGGAGGUGACGGGCGUUGUGUUCCAUUACCGGGCAGCCCAGGACCGCUAUGUGCUGACCUUCGCUGAGGCCCAGGAGGCGUGCCGUCUCAGCUCGGCCACCAUUGCAGCCCCUCGGCACCUGCAGGCUGCCUUCGAGGACGGGUUUGACAACUGUGAUGCUGGCUGGCUCUCUGACCGCACCGUUCGGUAUCCUAUCACCCAGUCCCGCCCUGGUUGCUAUGGCGACCGUAGCAGCCUUCCAGGGGUUCGGAGCUAUGGGAGGCGCGACCCAGAGGAACUCUAUGAUGUGUAUUGCUUUGCCCGGGAGCUGGGGGGCGAGGUCUUCUACGUGGGUCCCGCCCGCCGCCUGACACUGGCCGGCGCGCGUGCCCAGUGCCGCCGCCAGGGUGCCACCCUGGCCUCGGUGGGACAGCUGCACCUGGCCUGGCACGAGGGCCUGGAUCAGUGCGACCCGGGCUGGCUGGCCGAUGGCAGCGUGCGCUACCCGAUCCAGACGCCGCGCCGGCGCUGCGGGGGACCAGCGCCAGGGGUGCGCACAGUCUACCGCUUCGCCAACCGGACCGGCUUCCCCGCACCAGCUGCGCGCUUCGACGCCUACUGCUUCCGAGCUCAUCAUCCCACACCACAACACGAAGACCCAGAGACCCCAUCAUCUGGGGAUGAAGGGGAGAUUCUGUCAGCAGAGGGCCCCCCUGGCCGAGAAUUAGAGACAAACCUGGGGGAAGGAGAGUUGGUCACUCCUGACUUCCAGGAGCCUCUGGUGUCCAGUGGGGAAGAAGAGCCCCUGAUCUUGGCAGAGAAGCAGGAGACUCAAGAGACCCCCCAUCCUAGCCCUGGGGACUCCACGCUGGCCUCAUGGCCUACUGAGGAAGUGUGGCUGAGCACGGUGGCCCCCAGCCCCAGCAGCACAGGGGCCAGCACUGCAGCGGGUUUGCAAACCGAGGCGGCCCCAACCGGGCCCACGCCUAGGAGGAGGGGGCGCUUCAAAGGGUUGAAUGGGCGCUACUUCCAGCAGCAGAAACCGGAGGGAGGGCUGCAAGGGGGAAUCAAGGCCAGCACCCAGCCCCCCACCCCAGAGGCUGCUGGGAAUCACGUGGAACCUCCCUCAGCCCCGGGAGCCACAGAGGCCUUGGGCAGUGGCCGGAACCGGAGCCCGUGGCCUGAUCUGACCAAUGAGGUGGAUGUGCCUGCAGCUGGUUUCCCUGGUGGCAGGAGCUCCCCAGAGCCCUGGCUGUGGCCCCCGACCCUCGUCCCACCCAGCAUCCCUGGCCUGGAGCUACAGAAAGCCAAGGGCCCCAGUGUGAGGCCAGCUAACCCUGCCCUGCCCUGGUCUCCCUCACAGGCCACUGUCCCUGCUCCCAGCUCCUCAGAGGGACCCAGCCCUGCCCCUUGGGAAGUGUCCGCCAUAGGCACGUCCCCAGACCUCCCUAUCGUGGCGAUGCUUCGUGCCCCUAAGGAGUGGCUCCUGCCACACCCUACAGCCAUCUCCACCGAGGCCAAUGGGGUCGAGGGGCAUGGUGAGGCUAUGGCCACUGCCCUGCUCUCCCCUGCCACAGAGAACAAGGUGUAUUCCCCGCCCCCCUCCUUGGGCCUGACAGGACAGGCUGGAGAGGUCAGGAGCAUGACACCCAGCUCUGAUGCCCCCAGGGAAGACUUUGGAGAAAUUAGGGAGACCAGCCCUACUCAACCCCCUAAAGCUGAGCACCCCAGGUCCAGCCCCUGGGCUUCUGUGGACAGCACUGUCAUGGCAGAUUCUGCCUCCACUGAGACUGCCACUGAGCCCAUGGGCAUCAGAGGCAUCUUGGGGUCUGAGUCUGGGGUCUUCAGCACAGCAGAGAGCCCCGCUCCCAGCUCUCCGGCUACUGUUGACGAGGUGCAGAGGCCCUGGCCCUCAUCUUACAGCAAAGGGCUGGAUGCAAGUUCUUUGUCUCCACCCUCGGGGGGCCCUGGAGUCCUCUCGGUGCCUGGAGUCACCUUGAGUUUGGAGCCUUGGGCUGCUACAGAUGAAAGAGCCACAGUGGGUCCCAAGGAGUCCACAGCCACAGUGGACCCCAGCGAUGCUGGUGGAAUUUGGGAACCUGGAUCCUGUGUGUCUGAAGGAGAUGAAAGUCCCACCUUGGCCCCUCAGGUGGCCUUGGAUACAAGCAUGGCGAUGUCCCUCACGUCCCUGGAUCAGGGGGACAAGGUUGGGGUCCUGGCCACGUCCACACUGGCCUCCUCCACCUCCCAACGCUUCCUAGAGCUUCGGCCGGAGGGCCAGGCGGAGGCCCAGGGAACACUGGGGGCUUCAGCCCUUCCGCAUCAGGGCAGCCCCCCGGGGAAACUGGGUCUUCCUCCUUGGACACCAACUGCAGCCAGCGUGGAUGAGGCUGCCUCAGUUUCCUCAGGGGAGCCCACAGUGCCAUGGGACUCCACUGGCACCCUGCUGCCCCUCUCCCUGGGCACAGAGGAGUUUGCGCUGGAGGUUCUGACCGGGAGCCCCUUCUGGGAGGAGGCGGCGAGUGGAGAAGAGCCAGCACUGCCAGGGACCCCUGCAGAUGGGAGCGCUGGGGACGUCCCUUCAGAUCCCUGUGAGAACAACCCCUGUCUGCAUGGGGGGACUUGUAACGCCAAUGGCACCAUGUACGGCUGUAGCUGUGACCAGGGCUUCGCUGGAGAGAACUGUGAGAUUGACAUGGACGACUGCGCGUGCAGUCCCUGCGAGAACGGCGGGACCUGUAUCGAUGAGGUCAAUGGCUUUGUCUGCCUUUGCCUUCCCAGUUACGGGGGUACCCUCUGUGAGAAAGACACGGAGGGCUGUGACCGUGGCUGGCACAAGUUCCAGGGCCACUGCUACCGCUAUUUUGCACACCGGCGGGCAUGGGAGGACGCCGAGAGGGACUGCCGCCGCCGAGCCGGCCAUCUGACCAGCGUCCACUCACCCGAGGAGCACAGCUUCAUUAACAGCUUUGGGCAUGAAAACACGUGGAUAGGACUGAACGACAGGAUCGUGGAGAGGGAUUUCCAGUGGACGGACAACACGGGGCUGCAAUACGAGAAUUGGCGGGAGAACCAGCCGGACAAUUUCUUCGCGGGUGGGGAGGACUGUGUCGUGAUGGUGGCGCAUGAGAGUGGGCGCUGGAAUGACGUCCCCUGCAACUACAACCUCCCCUAUGUCUGCAAGAAGGGCACAGUGCUAUGUGGCCCCCCUCCAGCAGUGGAGAACGCCUCGCUCAUUGGUGUCCGCAAGGCCAAAUACAAUGUCUAUGCCACGGUACGCUACCAGUGUGAGGAAGGAUUUGCCCAGCACCACGUGGCCACCAUCUGGUGCCGGAGCAAUGGCAAAUGGGACAGGCCCCAAAUUGUCUGCACCAAACCCAGACGGUCACAUCGGAUGCGGCGACACCAUCACCACCACCAACGCCACCACCAGCGUCAUCGCCACAAAUUGCGCAAAGAGCGCAGAAAACACAAGAGACACCCAGGAGAGAACUGGGAGAAGGACGAAGGGAAUUUCUGCUGA
This is a messenger RNA of Lemur catta (Ring-tailed lemur), 3973 nucleotides long. RefSeq names its product neurocan (gene NCAN). The record is from RefSeq and is a predicted model, not a curated record. Gene Ontology annotation, molecular function: calcium ion binding; hyaluronic acid binding. NCBI's taxonomy places the organism in Eukaryota, Metazoa, Chordata, Mammalia, Primates, Lemuridae. The coding region runs from base 8 to 3973 and encodes 1321 amino acids. Gene Ontology annotation, biological process: cell adhesion. The transcript is spliced from 15 exons.